AUGAUUCGAUCAAUCGAUGCUCAGUAUCGGAUCAGACAGAUAGAUCCAGAUGUUGCAACAAUGACUGUUAUUCCGGAUGAAAAAGAAGGCAUCAAAAGGUUGUGUGAGGUGCAGCCCAUACAAGAUCGUUUGAUUUAUAUAGCAAUGGACGAGCACAAAAAGCAACUUCUUGAAGACAGGUGGAGACAAAGAAGUUCCAUGGUAAACAGGUGA
This is a messenger RNA of Gongylonema pulchrum, 213 nucleotides long. The record is from the annotation of a GenBank genome assembly. Lineage: Eukaryota; Metazoa; Nematoda; Chromadorea; Rhabditida; Gongylonematidae.